AUGCGUGGGUUGAGCUCCUCCGACGACGAGGAGAAGCGCAAACACUCGCCCAGCCACCGGCAACAACGUCGCGCCUCUCGCUCCUCCUCCUCCUCGAACCCCACAUCGACCCGCUAUCUCGCGACCGUCCUCGCUCUCGCCGCAGCCGCAUGCUUGUGGCGCUUGACCGAUACCCACGGCUCGGGCAACGAUGCUCGCGCACGCUCGCUCGGCAAGGUUGGGCGGCUGACGGAGUCUGAGCGGUCGGCUUGGGAGGCAGUUAUCGAGCGGUGCGAGGACUUGCACAGGCUGCCCGGGGUGUCCGAGUCGCACUGGAGGCGGAAAGAGUCGGACAGAUUCCAGCCCGGAACGAAACCGACCCUCAUCCGCAACGCGACAAUUUGGACGGGCGAAGACGAUGGCAAGGAGAUCCUGUACAACACGGAUGUCCUCCUGGACCGCGGCUUGAUCGUCAAGAUGGGCGAGAAUCUCGAUGGAGGACUCGACGGACUCGAAACGGUGGAUGCCGACGGUGCUUGGGUGACCCCCGGCAUCUUCGACAUGCAUUCGCACAUCGGGGUCGACAGCUCGCCCGGAUUUUCCGCUACGGACGACACAAACUCGCUUGCAGCGCCGGUUCUUCCUUAUCUUCGCUCGCUCGACGGCAUCAACGGUCAUGACCUCGCCUACCGCCGAACCGUCGCGGGCGGCGUCACCACCUCGCUCAUCCUCCCCGGCUCAGCAAACAACGUCGGAGGUCAGGCCUUCGUAAUCAAGCUCCGACCUACGGCCGAGCGCACCAUCGACUCGCUCGUGCUCGAGAUGCCGUGGAACGUGAAGCUGCCGAGCGGCGAGCGGAAGUCGAAGGGAGAUCCGCCUCGCUGGCGUCACAUGAAGAUGGCUUGCGGAGAGAACAUCCGGAACGUGUACCACCAAACCCGCCUAGACCUUUCCUGGAACUUCCGCUCGAACUUCGACGCCGCUCGGUCGCUCAAGCAGAAGCAGGACAAGUUCUGCUCGCGCGCUCUCGCUGCGCAGGAGGAUGGCCCUUACUUGAUGGACGACAAGGGCGACGUCGAGGACUUUCCGGAUGAUUUGAAGCUUGAAGCUCUCGUCGAUGUCCUUCGCGGCAAGGUCAAGGUCAACACGCAUUGCUACGAGACGACCGACCUGAACGCUUUCAUCCGGCACACCGUAGAGUUCGAGUUCCCCGUUGCUGCCUUUCACCACGCCCACGAGACGUACCUCGUGCCCGACCUGCUCAAGUCGGCCUGGCCUGGUAACGGCUCUGCGACGCCUGCCGUCGCGAUCUUCUCGACGAACGGCCGCUACAAGCGCGAAGCCUGGCGCGGCAGCGACUACGCCGGCAAGGUCUUGUCGGAGCAGGGCAUCGACGUGAUCUACAAGUCGGACCACCCAGUCUCGGAUUCUCGUCAUGUCCUGUACCAAGCCCAACAAGGCCAUCAUUUCGGCUUGCCCGCACACCUCGCCUUGGCUUCCGUCAUCUCGACUCCCGCUCGUCGCGCGGGCUUUGACCACCGCAUCGGAUACAUGCGCCAGAACUACGACGCCGACGUUGUAUUGUGGUCGGCUCACCCUCUCUCGCUCGGCGCGACUCCUCAGCAAGUUUGGAUCGACGGCAUCCCCCAGAUCGUCGAGUCGUUCCCGCCUGCGACGCCUACGGAAGAGGAGACAACGCGCAGACACGGUCCGCCGCAGGCCAGCUUGCCCAAGGACUUUGACCCGACGCGGGAGCAGGAGGACGACGACUUUUCCUUCCUGAACCCCGGCCAGUCGAAGCACGCCAAGGGACCUGCUUUUGUUGACAGCGUCAAGUUCGUCGACGUCUCCGAGGUCCUCCUGCCUGGCGAGCACGGUGGCGAGCUCGCAUCGAUUGCGGAGGAAAAGCGAGUACACCCGCCCUUCCAGGUCGUCGUCGAGGACGGCAAGAUCUCGUGCAUGGCCAAGAGCUGUGAGACUGGCAGGCGCACCCCUGUCGUCAACUUGCACGGUGGAAGCCUCCUUCCGACGUUCACCUCGUUCGGCGCCGCCCUCGGAUUGACCGAAAUCAUCGCGGAGAAGUCGACGACUGAAGCUGCCGUCUGGGAUCCGCUCCUCAAUCCAAAGCUUUCCGAGACACAGCAGAAGGUCGCUGCGCACGUCGGCGUCAAGGCUAUCAACGCGCUCAGUUUUGGCGGCAAGCAUCUGAAGACGGCUGCAGAGAACGGCGUUGGCAAGGCGGUCACGGCGCUUAUAAGCAACGACUUCCUCGGUGGCUUGAGCGUUGCUUUCCGUACAGGUGCUGGCAACAUCCUCGAGGACGGAGCUAUCAUCAAGGAAGUGUCGGCCGUCCACGUCGCCAUCGGUCACUUCGGCUCAGCUGCGCCGGUCGCUGUCGAAGUUGCUGCUCUGCGGCGCCUCCUCACGCGCACGUCGGACGUUUCCGAUCGAGGGUCGCUUGAUGAGCCUCAUCGUCACGCCUUUGAUGAGGUAUCGUCCGGCAAGCUUCCGCUCGUCAUUAAGGUGGACAAGGCAGACGUGAUCGCGACUUUGCUGAGGCUGAAGGAGGAGGUCGAGAAGGAUGGAGGUACCGAGCAGCGGUGGAUCAUCGCUGGAGGACAGGAAGCCCACCUCCUCGCCUCUGAACUCGCCGCAGCCAACAUCGCCGUCAUCCUUACCUCUCCUCGCGCCUUCCCGACUACCUGGGACCGUCGUCGCGGCCUUCCCGGCCCGCCUCUCACGCCGGAUACGCCAGCGGUCGUCCUGCACAAGGCCGGCGUUCGCGUCGCAUUCGGCAUUGAGGAGGAGUGGCAGGCUCGACUCGUCAUGUGGGAGGCGGCGUGGGCGCAGAAGCUCUCGCGUGGGCAUGUCUCGAGGGAGGAGGCGGUCGCAUGGAUCUCGACGAACUUUGACGAGAUGUUCGGCCUCGAGCAGGAGAAGGACGGCAAGGUCGACUUCGUCGCCUUCGAACGGGAUCCUUUCGAGUUCGGCUCUCGUGUCGUUGCGACCUCCGCCGGCUCGCAGGUCAAGAUCUUGCCGUAG
This is a messenger RNA of Rhodotorula toruloides NP11, 3021 nucleotides long. Its product is annotated as carbohydrate esterase family 9 protein. Gene Ontology annotation, biological process: purine nucleobase catabolic process. Gene Ontology annotation, cellular component: cytoplasm. Gene Ontology annotation, molecular function: allantoinase activity. The transcript has 12 exons. Lineage: Eukaryota; Fungi; Basidiomycota; Microbotryomycetes; Sporidiobolales; Sporidiobolaceae. Bases 1 to 3021 code for a protein of 1006 amino acids. The record is from RefSeq and is a predicted model, not a curated record.